AUGGCACACAGUAGUAAUGAUUUUGACCCAUCUAUAGAAGAUUUUACCACAGAAUCAAUUAGUUUUGAUGUAAGUGAUGUAACUAAUAUUCAACAGACAAUUGAUUAUUUUCAAAGUAAUGACAAUUUGAUAAGUGUUGAUAUUCCAGUAGUUGAAGGAUAUAAAUACCCUACUGAGGAUUUGAUAAUAUUAAAAAAAUUAUUGGAUAAAUGGAAUAUGGGGUGUGUUUAUCAAACGGGCAUUGAUAAUUUAAUUGAUUUAAAAGUUCUGACUUACAUGAAGGCAGAGGAUGUUUAUAAGUUGCUAGAAAAAUUUCCAUUAGGAAUCUACAUUUUAUUUCGCCAUGAGCUUGAAGAAUGGCAAAAAGAUGGGAAUUAUAUUUCUUUAAAGAAUAAUUCAAACCAAGGGAUACAAAAUGUACAACUAACAUCAGAAAAAUCAUCAUCAAUGCAGUCAAAAUUACCUUGUAAAACAAAGAUAGAUGAAAUAUUGAAUUCCUCUCCACAGGGUCAUUUAAUACUAGAGUAUUAUAAGCAAAAUAACAAAUUUAAUGAUGGGAUAAGGACUACAUUAGUAGACAUUGUAAUUGGAUAUAUUAUUAGCAAUAAUAUACCAAUGUCAGUUAAUGUAGCAGAAUCGUUGUCGAAUCAAAUUGUUGCCAUGUUCUCCACAGAAAUAAAGGAUGUGUAUUUUUUGAAAGUGGGAUCAAAUAAAAAUCCUAAGGGAAAGCUUUACGCCAAGUUCUAUAAUGCCAUGAGAACUCUAAAAAAUAAUGGGCUAGUUUCCCCUGCAGUCAAAACCGUUAAAAUCGUGCAAGAAAUCAAUAAAUCAAGAUAUGGAAACAUUUGGACGGAAAGAGAUUUUACAUCAGAAAAAAACAUAGAUUCAAUAUUAGAUGUUUUAAAAUAUAACACAACUUCAUAUCCUGAUUUAGAGGAGAAUUGGAAAUCAACGGUUAAUUACCGGUUAAAUGAUAUAAAAAAAUCAACAUCAACAGAAGAGAUUUUAAAAAAUUGGAAACAGUAUUUGAUUCCAUAUGGACACAAACUAAUCGACAUUGACUAUAGUGCCCUAUUUCCUGAUCAAAAUGUUUACAUUGAAUUUGAAAAAAAAUCUGAUAAAAUUUACAACAUUCUAGGGGAAAAAGUAAAGGAUUCCAGCUGUCUUAAAAUAUUAGACCAAAUAAAAACUGGCAACAAUUUAAAUGAAAAUGUAAAGAAUGCUGCUUUGAUGUAUUUGUUACAUGGAAUGUUUGCACCAACAUCAAAAAAAGUGACAAAAGAUGACAAAGGUAAAAAACCUUAUUAA
Messenger RNA from Macrosiphum euphorbiae (potato aphid), 1308 nucleotides. NCBI's taxonomy places the organism in Eukaryota, Metazoa, Arthropoda, Insecta, Hemiptera, Aphididae. The record is from the annotation of a GenBank genome assembly.